AUGACCUCGGUAAAUUUGGAGUGGGGUUGCUGCAGUGCUGGCAACGAUGAUGUCAAUUAUACUCAAUGCUCGAAAUGCAAAAAAGCGUAUCACCAUCUGUGCCUUUUUGCGGGAAAGAACAAACCUACAUCCACAAAAGCUCCAAAGGAUUGGUUGUGCCCCCGUUGUCGAGAAUCAACACCAAAAGUUUCCAAAAAUGACAACACACCUAUUCGUACAGCCCAAAAUGUUACCCUGCGACCAACAAAAAGACCUGCGUUGUCAUCCCCGCCAAAUAAACAGGAUUAUCCUGUAACACGAGAGGAAAUUCGAGAAAUUAUGGAAGAAAUUUUAUUAAAGCAUAUGGAUGACUUUAAGAAGCAGUUUUGUGGCGAGUUACUAUCGGUGAAGGAAGAAAUGAGAAGCAUUAAUAAAGCUAUGGAUCACAUGAGUGAUCAAGUGGAGGAUAUGGUGAAAAAAUAUAAAGAGAACCAUGAGCUAAUAAAAACACUGCAAAAACAUGAGAGCGAAAUGCAAUCAAAUAUUAUAAACCUAACCGCACGUAUAAAUUUAUUAGAACAAAAUGCUCGUUGUAAAAACAUUGAGAUUCAAUGCGUACCCGAGAAAAAAAGUGAGAACUUGAUUGGCGUUGUAAAAAAACUCAGCGAAGUAGUUGGACUUGAUCUUAAAGAUGAUAACAUUGUCCAUGUGACAAGAACGGCCAAACUCAAUUCCGAAAUUAAGCGUCCACGCUCCAUAAUCGUGGAGCUUAGCAAUACAAGAGUUCGGGACUCCUUCUUGUCGGCGGUCACAAAGUUCAACAGACCAAAGAACCUAAGUGACAAACUUAAUAGUUCUCAUCUAGGGUUUAUGGGGCCCAAGUCAGCAAUUUACGUCAUGGAACACUUAUCUCCUGCAAACAAAUCAUUACAUGCGGCAGCCAGACAGACAGCGAAAGAAAAGAGUUAUAAAUACGUGUGGGUUCGAGGUGGACGUAUAUUUAUGCGUAAAAGUGAUGACACGGGCUACAUAUUUGUUAGGGACAAUAAUGUUCUUAAUAACUUAAAAUAA
Messenger RNA from Vanessa atalanta (red admiral), 1050 nucleotides. RefSeq lists its product as uncharacterized. The transcript has a single exon. The record is from RefSeq and is a predicted model, not a curated record. Lineage: Eukaryota; Metazoa; Arthropoda; Insecta; Lepidoptera; Nymphalidae. The coding region runs from base 1 to 1050 and encodes 349 amino acids.